CGGGAAUUUCCCUUCAUGCUGCUUGCCAAGGCUGGAGGACAUCACGCCAAAUCCCGAUAUCCGAUUAGAAUGGGACUGCAGCUUUGAUGCUUGGGAUUCCUUAGGAUGAAGGUCCUUACUUGCAGUGUCUGCUUCCUUUCCGAUGACAAAUCCAUCGUACUGAGUUGCUGCCAUAGCAUCUGCAGAGCUUGUGCUCUAGAAGAAGUCCAGAAAAAGAAAUCCGUAUGGAAAUGUGGCAAUGGUAAUCCAUUUGUGUGCCCAAAAUGUAAUGGAUCUAUGAGAACCCAGAGUGGUUCCGAUUUGACUUUGGAAGUUGUCCAAGACAUCUUUGAAGCAUCCAUAGAUUCCAAGCAUGAGUUGCCUGCUGAAGAAAAUGUAUAUCAUGUUGCUGAAAAAGGCGCAGUCAAGAAGAAAGAAAUCCGAUCCAAUCCAAAACAUGAUUUGUCAAGCUCAAAUGAAAUCAAAGCUACAAAGACCACAAAACAAAGUGUACCAGAGGAACAGGGCGAAAGAGAUGUGCAUAUCACUGCCAGUAAUAACAUAGUUGAAGUCUUAAAUAACAGUAAGGCAUUUCCAAACUUGGUACUAGAAACAAGGAAAUCACAGCAGAUGAAAUUUUUGCAGAGCAAAGCCGCAGCUGUUAUGAAACUGUUUGCAAACCAGAAAAAGCUACUGUUGGAUCGUCUAAGCAAGAUGGAGGAAGGAUUACUAAAAACAUUAGAGGAUACAGUCGCUAGAAGAUGUCAAGAAUUUGACAUUUAUGAAAGAUCCAUUAAUGUGUUGAACAAAAGGUUGGAAGAUGUGGAAACAUCACAGAUGCAUCAUGGGAAGAAUAUCACAGAAACAAUGGAUUUACAAACUAAUCUUCAGCUACUUGUUGUUGAAUAUACCCAACUUAGCAACUUAAUUAACAGCCAUACUGUAGAACCAGUGGACUUACAACUUGUUAGUGAGGGUGAAAUGAAGUUCAGGUUGACUGGGCUUUGUCAAGAUCAAAUUAUUGAAUCUAAGCAAAAAAAUUGCAAUUGUGAAAAAUUACAAACUGAGGGGUUGUCUUGCAACUAUAGUUUAGAGGUAAGGACAGGUUCCACAACUGUCUCUUAUACACAUCUAGAUGUGUAUAAGAGACAGCUGUAG
Messenger RNA from Anneissia japonica, 1137 nucleotides. RefSeq lists its product as uncharacterized. NCBI's taxonomy places the organism in Eukaryota, Metazoa, Echinodermata, Crinoidea, Comatulida, Comatulidae. The record is from RefSeq and is a predicted model, not a curated record. The transcript is spliced from 10 exons. The coding region runs from base 106 to 1137 and encodes 343 amino acids.